AUGGAAAGAGGCUGGCUCCAUGGGGAAGGAUUCCUCCUCUGCCUCACUCUCCACCUGCUACUUCAAGGAAGAGGAGACACUUUCAGUAUCAACUGCUCAGGAUUCGACCAGCACGGGGUGGAUCCUGCUGCGUUCCAAGCAGUGUUUGACAGAAAGGCCUUCCGUCCAGUCACCAACUUCAGCAGCCCCACUCAUGUCAAUGUCUCCUUCACCCUGUCUGCCAUCCUGGAAGUAGAUGCACAGCUUCAACUGAUGACAUCGUUCCUGUGGCUAAAUGCGAUCUGGUACAAUCCAUUCAUUGGGUGGAACCCAGAGGAAUGUGGGGGCAUCAGGAAGCUGAGCAUGGCAGCUGAGAACCUGUGGCUUCCAGAUAUCUUCAUCGAGGAGUUCAUGGACACGGAUCAGACCCCUAGAGGUCUCAUGGCGUACGCCAACAGUGACGGUCACGUCCGAUACAGCAAACCCAUGCGGGUGAGCAGCAUCUGCAACCUGGACAUCUUCUACUUCCCCUUUGAUGAACAGAACUGCACCCUCACCUUAAGCUCUUUUGUCUACACAGCGGAGAACAUGGUCCUGGGCAUGGAGCAGGAUGUGCAGGAGAUUUCGAAAACAUCACAGAACAUCAUCGGGAACAAAGGGGAGUGGGUACUUCAGGGUAUCCAUCAAAGAAUGAAGAAGACAACUGUGGGCACCAACGUGUUUAACAAAAUCAUCUUCUAUGUGGCCAUCAGGCGCAGGCCCAGCCUCUACAUCAUAAACCUCCUGGUGCCCAGUAGCUUUCUGAUUGCCAUCGACGCCCUCAGCUUCUACCUGCCGGCAGGAAGCGAGAACCGUGCCCCAUUCAAGAUGACACUCCUGCUGGGCUACAACGUCUUCCUGCUCUUGAUGAAUGACUUACUCCCUGCCAGUGGCACCCCCCUCAUCAGUGUCUACUUUGCCCUGUGUCUGUCACUGAUGGUGGUCAGCCUGAUGGAGACCAUCUUCAUCACCUACCUGCUGCACCUGGCCACCACCCAGCCCCCACCCAUGCCUCGCUGGCUCCAUUCCCUGCUUCUACGCUGCACCAGCCCCGGGAAAUGCUGCCCUGCUGCGCCCCAGAAGGGAAACACGGGCCUGGGCCUCAGCCCCGCACACCUGCCUGGUGUGAAGGAGCCCGUGGAGUUGGUGGGGAAGGUUCCAAGUCCCAGAGAGGCAGAGCUAAAUGGCUGCCCUGGGUCAGCGAGGGCCCAGCAGGAAGACGAGGCUCAGAAGCAGCACCUGGUCAGCCUGUGGGUGCGGUUCAGCCACAUGAUGGACACCUUGCUCUUCCGCCUCUACCUGCUCUUCAUGGCCACCUCCAUCACCACGGUCAUCGUCCUCUGGAACACCUAGGCAGAUGCCCACCUUUGAGUUCCAGGCAAGAGCUUCUCUUGCCUCCAGGAACCAUUCAGGCUCUCAUCUCUGUCCAAAUCCCACCUUACAGCCCUGGCAACCACCUUAUUUUCAACCCAGUCCUUCUGUGCAGUUUCAGACCAGUCCUGCAUGGUUUCCUAAGCCCUCCCGAGUCAGGUCCUUGCUCCUGCAUGCCGUCAGCUCCCCUCAGCCUUCCCACGAGUCCUGCCUGCCUGGCUCCUCAGGAUUCAGCUUCUUGGAAUACUUCCUUGAUCAAAUCUCCUCCAA
Hippopotamus amphibius kiboko is the source of this 1659-nucleotide messenger RNA. Its product is annotated as 5-hydroxytryptamine receptor 3C-like. The transcript is spliced from 9 exons. Gene Ontology annotation, cellular component: synapse; neuron projection; membrane. Lineage: Eukaryota; Metazoa; Chordata; Mammalia; Artiodactyla; Hippopotamidae. Gene Ontology annotation, biological process: chemical synaptic transmission; monoatomic ion transmembrane transport; nervous system process. Gene Ontology annotation, molecular function: neurotransmitter receptor activity; transmembrane signaling receptor activity; extracellular ligand-gated monoatomic ion channel activity. The record is from RefSeq and is a predicted model, not a curated record. Bases 1 to 1371 code for a protein of 456 amino acids.